AUGGAAUAUGAGCAGAUACUAUUUGGUUUGCAACCAUUGCUCAAUGCAGCUAAUCCAAAGGAUGUUCCUGUCCAGGACGUCUUUUUACAAAGUUAUAUUACAGUUCUUGAACAAUUAGCGGUGCAUCUACGUGCUGAAUCAAACAGAGACCUUAUUAGAGAAACUGGUCUAUUAAGUCAAUUGUUGAGGGUACUAAAUUCCUUUUUGGAUUAUGCAUUCCAAGAAUCAAGUAAACGGAUACAAUUUCUUCAAAUCUCUUCAGAAUUAGUAAGAUCCAUUGCAAAUUGCCUGGUUGAUAAUGAUGCUAAUAGGGAGGUAUUUUGGAAUGGCGACUGUACCAAACAUAACGAAUUUAUCGACUACUACGCUGGCAGGAUACUUGGUCUAUUUGACGAGGAAGACUACGUUGUUAAAUUGCAAUUGAGGACAGUUGUUUUAAUUUCUAACUUGGCCAUGGAUAACGAUACCUAUUAUGAAAGAGCAGCAAGAAGAGUAGCUGUCCCACUUUUCAAAUUGAUUAUUUCUAUGAAAAAUGUAUUUCUAGACGAACAGUACAACCUACUUGUCGGAACUUCUUUUGACCUCUUAUGCUCCUUUGUAGAUCAUAAGAAGUUUUUAUCUUUGGUUCAGCUCGUUUCCCUUUCUGAAGUUUUAAUUCAAGUCUGUAAAUGCAUUGAAAGCACUUCCAAUAUAGCAGUUUGCAAUUCUGGAGAAAUUGAUACUUCGAAAAAUGAUGCGCAAAUUGAAGAAGUUGAAGAUGAAGAGGAAGAUACAUUUUUACCCAGCUUGGUCAAUAAUAUCUCACAUUGUAUAUUGAAGACUUCUGAACCUGAGGAUUACAAUUUUUCCGAUGAGGUCAACACUUCUAUCCUCCAACACAAUCUAUUAACAUCACUCGAAAAUCUAGGCUCAAAAGAAUUUGAUAACCAGUUGAUCAUUAAUAGGGAGAUACUCUCUUCUAUUGCUAACGUUUCUAGUAAUAAAUCCUACUCCAAUGGGAAAGAUGUCGAUAUUUCCAUCAAAUUGCUACAAUGUCAUAAGUCAUCAUACGCCGCUGCAUCAGCGUUGAUAGUCAUUUCCAAUUACGUCUCUGAUGCUCAGAAGGCAAAUGAGAUCAAUAAAAAACUAUCUUACGACAUUAUUGUCAAAUCAAGUACAACAAUUCGAGACCCCAUACAAUUCCAAGGUUUGUUAUCUUUGUUGAGAAAGUUACUUAAACCAGAUAUUAUAAUGUUCACUCCAAACGAGACAUUGGCGCAGUUAAGUCAGCUACUAGUUAUCUGCCAUGAUCAAUCAAAUUACUAUCAAGGUCUCUCUCCAAUAUUAGAAAUGUUGUUACAAAAAUUAUUGGCCGUGUCAACUGCAAAGACCCUGACAACUAUGAUAGCUGCUGUACCAAGAUUUACUGAAGUGCUAUCUAAUAGAGGAAUAAUAUUAUCUUGUCAGGCCAUUGACAAAUUAGCUAAAAAGCGUGAUCUUGAAAGCCCGUUGUCGGUUGAUCUGCUGGCCAAGAAAGUAUUUGAAUAUUGUAAAAACAUAACUCUAGACAACUUGUUGCAAGAUCCAUUCACCACAUUUCAUAUAUUAAGGUCUACGGGCAUAUAUAUAAAUGAAACCCCAACAGACGAACAAGAUGAAGUGUUUGACAAGUACUCAGAUGUAAUUUUUAAGCUUCUUGAAGCAUCUUUGUCAACCAAAAGCUCAACGGAAACAGCUGCAAAAGCAAUCUGGAAUAAUGGUAGGUAUCUUGCUGGCAUGGUCAUAGCCUCUAAAUGCUCUACAAUCCCUAAAGAAGUCAAAGAUAUAGCUCAUCAAUGUUUCCAAUAA
Messenger RNA from Kluyveromyces lactis, 1827 nucleotides. It is a transcript of the gene BEM4, whose product is annotated as Bem4p. Gene Ontology annotation, cellular component: cytosol. Gene Ontology annotation, biological process: positive regulation of GTPase activity. Gene Ontology annotation, molecular function: guanyl-nucleotide exchange factor activity. The record is from RefSeq and is a predicted model, not a curated record. The transcript has a single exon. Bases 1 to 1827 code for a protein of 608 amino acids. Lineage: Eukaryota; Fungi; Ascomycota; Saccharomycetes; Saccharomycetales; Saccharomycetaceae.